Molecule: messenger RNA, 2901 nt
Organism: Mesorhabditis belari
Lineage: Eukaryota; Metazoa; Nematoda; Chromadorea; Rhabditida; Rhabditidae
Source: the annotation of a GenBank genome assembly
AUGGUUUCGUUACAGGAAGUUCAAAAUGAGACCUGUGCCAAGCAGUUGAAUGAUCUUCUCGGAAAUGAAUGGACAAUGGUUUACGCGAAGAAAGAUUAUCCCGAUGUGGCCCUCGCAACAAAACAUACUGUAAUCCCCGAGUCAGUUUUGAACACAACAGCUGGCGUUCAUGCAACGAUCGAGUUUCCCGAUGGAUUUCGAGUGAAUUUCUGGGCUUUUCAUGGAUGGUACAAAGCCUACGGUCCUUAUGCUGCUUUCAAUCGUUUAGUCACAAAUAUCUCUCAAAUAAUCGUUGGAGAGAAUGUUCCAUCAAGAAAAAAAACUGGAAGAGCCGGUAAUAUCAAAGAGAUUUUGAAUUGUAAAACGAUGAAAGGAGAUUUGAAAGAAUUGAAAGAGAUACCGAUGGUGAUUGCUGGAGAUUUCAACUCACCGAGUCAUCAGGAUUGGAUUGAGGAGAACAAAGAUCUUCACGGUGGUUGGGUUGUCCCUUGGCCCUCAACGAAACAGCUCACCGAUGUCGGAUUUGUUGAUUCAUUCCGAGAGAUUUAUCCCGAUCCCAUAAAGGACCCUGGAUUAACCUGGUCAACAAUGUGCAAACAGAAUAUUGAAUGGGAGUAUUCAUUUCCCGAACCACAAGACCGCGUCGAUUUCAUCUUUUAUAAGGGAUUUGUGCGACCAAUGAGAUCUGAGCUCUACUCAGGAGCCGAAGCAAUUAAAAUAAUGCCCAAUCAGAAAACAAAUGACUAUCCAUCCGAUCAUUAUGCGUUGUUCACCGAUUUUGAGAUGUUCAGCGGCAAUUUCUUGAAGAGGAUCACGCAAGCUUUAAUCGGAAGAAUGACACUGCCUGAGACAACAAAGGCAUCGACAUCGGCCAUGCAGGGACGAUUGGUUUGGAUAGAUUGUGAAAUGACAGGUCUUGAGCCGGAAGUUCAAACACUCGUCGAAGUCGCAGUCAUUGUCACCGAUCAGGAUUUGAAUAUAGUGGCCGAAGGUCCGGAUAUUGUCAUUCAUCAAACGGAAGAAGUCCUCGACAAUAUGAAUCCGUGGUGUAAGAAGACAUUUGCGAAAAAUGGUUUACUACAAAAGAUUCGAGACAGCAAAAUUUCAAUGGAAGAAGCCGAAGCACAGGUACUGUCUUUUCUUGAACCCUUAGUGGAAAAGGGAGUUUCUCCGAUUGCAGGAAACACGGUAUGGAUGGAUCGUGUCUUCAUCAAAAAAUACAUGCCCCGAUUGGACGCACAUCUCCAUUACCGAGCGCUCGAUGUUUCAACGCUUAAAGAGAUUUCACUGCGUUGGUACCCGGAAGAAUUGAAGUUAGCGCCGAAGAAAAAGGGAUUGCAUAGAGCCCUCGAUGACAUCAAAGAAUCGAUAACCGAGCUCAAAUUCUACAAAGAAAACAUCUUUAAACAAAAAAAAUCUCCUCACAUGGGUCUCCUCACACACCGUUUCCGCUAUAUCGUCGUUUUCGGGUGUUUUCUCUGUUUAACAGCAAUCAACUCAAACUAUAUCACAAUGAAUUUCACGUUUAUUUGCAUGAAAGAUGAUAUGGAUGGAGCGAUCAAGAAUGAUAAUGGAACUUUGGUCAGUCGUUACGAUUACACACCAAUGGAGAAGAGUUACAUUGUGUGGGCGGUGGCUGCGGGGACAAUUCUCGGCACAUUUCCCAUCAAUUGGGGUUACAUUCAUUAUGGGGCAAGAUUCCCAUUCUUGAUCGCCGGCACUUUGUCAGCUCUUUCAACAGCUCUUGUUCCAUUUGCCGCUUCUUUCUCGUAUCCUUUCUUGCUUGGGCUGAGAUUUGUUCAGGGUCUCGCCUACUCUGCUGAUUUCGCGGCCAUCGGUUUGGUGACAGUUAGAUGGGCUCCACUAGCCGAGACUGGGGUUUUCAUUGCAGCGAUGACAUCAUUCACUCCUGUUUCCACAACAAUUACGAAUCCGGUUUCCGGUUGGAUCUGCGACUCGUCUCUCGGAUGGAAAUGGGCUUUCUACGCGCACGCGAUUGCCACAGUUAUUUUCUUUUUGGGUUGGCUAUGGUAUUACACAGACAAUCCAUCCACCCAUCCCCGUGUUGAUUCAAAAGAGCUAAAGAAGAUUCAAGAAGGAAAAACCGAAGCUCAUAUCAAAGGAGAUAGCUUUGUGCCAUAUUUGGAAAUCUGUAAAAACAAGACGAUCUUGGUUGUGUGGUUCAAUUCGUUUGGGGAAAUGACCACAGUGACCCUUCUACUCACCUAUAUGCCUCUUUAUUUGAACACGGAAAUCAUCAAAAAUCCGGUGAUAAUUGUGGUUUGGUUAAACUCGUUGGCUGAAAUGUUCUCCGGUAUUUCCAUUCUCACCUAUAUGCCCAUCUAUUUUCACACGGUUCUCGGUUUCGAUGUGGUUACAACGGGGAUUCUCGCGGCUGUCUCCUCAUUUAUGCACGCUCCAUUAAAAUAUGCGUCUGGAUAUUUUAGUGACAGGAUACACUCAAUCAACGAGAUCAAAAAGAUGCAAGUGUGCAAUUUUAUCGCUGUCGGUUUCGCGGGUAUUUGUUGUAUCAUGAUCGGAAUCGUGAAAAGGGCAGCUGGUGGAGUGCUGGCUGUGGUUUUCUUCACCGGGGUUUAUCUUUCGAUGUCGGCCAACUGUGGGGGUUUCUAUAAAUGUGGAACGCUUGUUUCUAGACAAUAUGCUCAUUUUGUGUUGGCGACUAUUCAAUUCAUGAAAUGUGUGGCUCUUGUGGCAGCUCCAGCAAGUUGGGCAAUCUUUGUGAGAGAUGAGACUGAUGUCGUUCAAUGGUCGUAUGUGUUCUAUUUGAAUGGAGCCGUGCUUAUUGUGGCAAACAUUCUUUUCCUCUUCGUUUGCACCGAUCAACCAGCCGCAUUCACUCAUAUCACGCGAGAGUCAAGAGAUCAAAUGAAAAAAGAUACA